AUGUCGGCAGAGCCCAAAAAACCACGAUUAGACGAUGAAAAUGUGAGUUUUCUUUAGUAAUUUUCAAAUAAAAUUGAAGUUUUCAGGUUUCCCUUGAAGAAAAUAAUGCAGAAACUACUGGUUGGUUCGAUAUUCCCUAUGAAAUGAGGAAAAUUGUGAUCGAUGAAAUGGAUAUUGAAACUCGAUGUAGAUUUGCCAUUUGCUCCAAAAAAUGUGAAGAAGAGGCGAAAAUGUCGCAAGAGUACUUGAAAAGUUUGAAAAUCUGUCGAGGGCCUCAUCCGGAAUUAUAUAUUGGACAUGAAACAUCUGGUUAUCAUUUUUGUAUGGAAUUUUUGGCUGUCAGUAAAUUGACUGAGAAUACGACUAUUGUAAUUUAUAAAACGUAUGUUUAAAUACUAAAUAACAUAAUUUUCUAUAUAAAAUUUUGCAGCACCGGCAACAGAUUGAAUGCAGAAAAAGAUAAGAAAAAAGAGUUAUGA
Molecule: messenger RNA, 479 nt
Organism: Caenorhabditis angaria
Lineage: Eukaryota; Metazoa; Nematoda; Chromadorea; Rhabditida; Rhabditidae
Source: the annotation of a GenBank genome assembly